This is a messenger RNA of Rhizopus microsporus ATCC 52813, 520 nucleotides long. RefSeq lists its product as uncharacterized. The record is from RefSeq and is a predicted model, not a curated record. Lineage: Eukaryota; Fungi; Mucoromycota; Mucoromycetes; Mucorales; Rhizopodaceae. Bases 96 to 443 code for a protein of 115 amino acids. The transcript has a single exon.
UUUUUUUUUUUUUCUUCAGACACAAACACACAACAACAACAAAGCAACACCCUUUCUCUUUUUCUUUCUCACUUUCUUUUUCUUCUUUUCUCGAGAUGGGAAAUACCAAUUCUACUUCAUCCAUCUAUUCAGCACCCAAUGGUCAAUAUUAUCACGAAACCAGAUCACAUCGUCGCUACAAGAAGGGCAUCAGAAGGCUUGGUUCAGGCAUGACCCUGAGUAAACUCUAUUCUCAUCCCAACAUGUCAACUCCAAAUAUGCCUUCAAAAGCAACAGCAUGGAAGAACCAGUUUGGUGAAAAGAUAUUAGAUAUUAGUAAGCCAACCAAGUUUGAACAUGGCAUUCAUGUCGAAUAUGACGAUGGAAGUGGAAAGUUUAUGGUAUUUCACCCAAAAACUACUAUUUCACAUAAUUUAACUCUCUUUCUAAUAGGGUUUACCUGAUGUCUGGCAAGCCAAUUUCCCUAGUAGUGAUGAUAUCUUGGAUACCACAUGCAUUCACCCAAGCCUUGUACCUCAAA